Molecule: messenger RNA, 1766 nt
Organism: Asterias rubens (European starfish)
Lineage: Eukaryota; Metazoa; Echinodermata; Asteroidea; Forcipulatida; Asteriidae
Product: cytosolic carboxypeptidase 6-like
Exons: 13
Coding region: 91-1536 (481 amino acids)
Biological process (GO): proteolysis
Molecular function (GO): zinc ion binding; metallocarboxypeptidase activity
Source: RefSeq, a predicted model, not a curated record
CAACCGGACUCAGGUAGCGAUGACGGCAGUGAUGACGCGGUGGUCGGAAACCUCAAUAAAUUUGCUGUUGUGCCGCCUGGAUACACUGGCAUGCCAAAGAAGGGACAUCUGAUAUUCGAUGCAUGUUUUGAAUGUGGAAAUCUUGGUAGGGUAGAUUGCAUCACAGAGUUUGAGUAUGAUCUCUUCAUCAGACCGGACACCUGCAAUCCUCGCUUCAGAGUCUGGUUUAACUUCACCGUUGAGAACGUCAAAGCCGAUCAGAGAGUCAUCUUUAAUAUCGUCAAUUUCAGCAAGACAAAGAGUUUAUAUCGCGAGGGCAUGUCACCGUUAGUUAAAUCAUCUAGUCGACCAAAAUGGCAAAGAAUUCCCUCAAAGAAUGUUUACUACUACCGAUGCCCCGACCACCGUAAGAACUAUGUCAUGUCGUUUCCAUUUGCGUUUGACAAAGAGGGCGACACAUACCAGUUUGCGUACUGUUACCCGUAUUCCUACACCAGGAUGCAGACGUAUCUCGCUGCAGUGGAGAAAAGGAAGUUGGACUAUUUCAAUCGGGAGCUGUUGUGUCUGAGUGUGCAACAACGGAAGCUCGACCUACUGACAAUCUCAGCUCCUGAGAACCUAGAGCCAGAUGUUAAACAACGUGUUGUGUUUGUAACGGCUCGAGUACACCCUGGAGAAACGCCCGCUUCUUAUGUCUGCCAAGGGCUUAUAGAUUUUCUACUGAGUCAGCAUCCCAUAGCAAGAGUGCUACGUGACCAUGUUGUCUUCAAGAUUGUACCCAUGUUAAACCCAGAUGGGGUAUAUCUGGGCAAUUACAGAUGUUCUCUAAUGGGAUUUGAUUUGAAUCGACACUGGCACGAACCAUCCCCUUGGGCUCACCCUACGCUACAUGCCAAUAAGCAUCUCCUUAUGGACAUGAAUGAUAGCAAUAAAAUGGAUGUAGAUUUCUACGUUGAUAUUCACGCCCAUUCUACACUUAUGAACGGCUUUAUGUACGGCAAUGUUUACGAUGAUCCAGUCAGGUACGAGAAACAAGCAGUGUUCCCGAGAUUAAUGUGCGCAAACGCCGAGGACUUCUCAAUGAUGAACACGUCCUUCAACCGUGACGCUGUAAAAGCUGGAACUGGUCGGCGUUUCCUGGGUGGGAUUCUAGAUGAGAACUCAUUGUGUUAUACGUUAGAGGUUUCAUUCUUCUGUUAUACAAUGACUGGAGGUAGUACACUAGUACCAUAUGAUGAGGAGGGAUACAUGAGGCUUGGGCGUAACCUUGCUAAGACGUUCAUGGACUAUUACAAGUUGACAUCUCUUAUUCAACCCAAGCCGACUGUCCUACCAUUUAACCAUACCUCACAGCGGAGAGAGAGGUCAUCCAAGAGUCGAAGCUCAGAGGUUAGGCCUCAGUCAGAGACCAGGCACCAGUCAAACCGAGCAGACGUUGUCUAUGAAAACCACAGUCUGAGUGCCCAGAGUAUGAACAACAUGGCGACCCAGUUCAGAUUACAGCAUAGAGAUAUACAUAGGACUGAUAGGAGGUAGAUUGGGGACUAGACGACGAGGGCCAUUAGAGCUUGGAACAAGACCUCAGGGCAAUAUUUUGUACUGGAAGGCAAUAGUCAGGAAUGCAAUUAACAACACAGGAACUAGACCUCCGGGCAAAAGUGUGGACAGGAGGCAAGAGUUGGAGGACAUACAUCCAGCAGCUGAUUUCACGUAACGCUAGGAUUAAUCCUAUCUCGAGUUAGGACGAGUAACCCAUCCAGGAUGGG